Molecule: messenger RNA, 2513 nt
Organism: Pongo pygmaeus (Bornean orangutan)
Lineage: Eukaryota; Metazoa; Chordata; Mammalia; Primates; Hominidae
Gene: NFYC
Product: nuclear transcription factor Y subunit gamma
Exons: 11
Coding region: 420-1739 (439 amino acids)
Biological process (GO): regulation of transcription by RNA polymerase II
Cellular component (GO): CCAAT-binding factor complex; nucleus
Molecular function (GO): protein heterodimerization activity; RNA polymerase II cis-regulatory region sequence-specific DNA binding; DNA-binding transcription activator activity, RNA polymerase II-specific
Source: RefSeq, a predicted model, not a curated record
UCGCCAGCGCUCCGUUCUCCGUGACGCACACUUCCCCCUCCCCUCCGCCGCGCCAGGGCCUCUGCACUGCCCGACUCCGUAGGAGCGCGGGGGCGGCUCCUGCUCUUCCUGGAUUCCUGAGCAGAGGCGUAUUUUGUGUCCUUCAAAAGAAGAUUACCUUUGUCUUUUGAAGUCGGGAAUUUAUAAAAAGAGUUUGCUGGAUGGAAAAAUCAUAAAGGCCAUAACUCUAAAACCUAAUGUAAAGAAGAACAGUUAGAGCUGUCCAAAGAUGGGAAAGAAUGUCUUACCAGUAAGCCAGUUUCCCGGAACUGGAGUGGGGGGCCUUCAAAUGUAAGCUGGUUGACCACUUAAUGUAGAAUCACCCGGAGUUGGGCAGAGAUUGAAGAAAAGCUGCGAGCAUCUUAUAAAGAGUUGUCGAGAUGUCCACAGAAGGAGGAUUUGGUGGUACUAGCAGCAGUGAUGCCCAGCAAAGCCUACAGUCGUUCUGGCCUCGGGUCAUGGAAGAAAUCCGGAAUUUAACAGUGAAAGACUUCCGAGUGCAGGAACUCCCACUGGCUCGUAUUAAGAAGAUUAUGAAACUGGAUGAAGAUGUGAAGAUGAUCAGUGCAGAAGCGCCUGUACUCUUUGCCAAGGCAGCCCAGAUUUUUAUCACAGAGUUGACUCUUCGAGCCUGGAUUCACACAGAAGAUAACAAGCGCCGGACUCUACAGAGAAAUGAUAUCGCCAUGGCAAUUACAAAAUUUGAUCAGUUUGAUUUUCUCAUCGAUAUUGUUCCAAGAGAUGAACUGAAACCUCCAAAGCGUCAGGAGGACGUGCGCCAGUCUGUAACUCCUGCCGAGCCAGUCCAGUACUAUUUCACACUGGCUCAGCAGCCCGCCGCUGUCCAAGUCCAGGGCCAGCAGCAAGGCCAGCAGACCACCAGCUCCACGACCACCAUCCAGCCUGGGCAGAUCAUCAUCGCACAGCCUCAGCAGGGCCAGACCACACCUGUGACAAUGCAGGUUGGAGAAGGUCAGCAGGUGCAGAUUGUCCAGGCCCAGCCACAGGGUCAAGCCCAACAGGCCCAGAGUGGCACUGGACAGACCAUGCAGGUGAUGCAGCAGAUCAUCACUAACACAGGAGAGAUCCAGCAGAUCCCGGUGCAGCUGAAUGCCGGCCAGCUGCAGUAUAUCCGCUUAGCCCAGCCUGUAUCAGGCACUCAAGUUGUGCAGGGACAGAUCCAGACGCUUGCCACCAAUGCUCAACAGAUUACACAGACAGAGGUCCAGCAAGGACAGCAGCAGUUCAGCCAGUUCACAGAUGGACAGAGGAACAGCGUGCAGCAAGCUCGAGUCUCUGAGCUAACGGGAGAGGCAGAGCCCAGAGAAGUGAAAGCCACAGGAAAUUCAACUCCCUGCACCUCUUCCCUGCCCACCACACACCCCCCCUCACACCGGGCUGGUGCCUCCUGUGUCUGCUGCUCCCAACCCCAGCAGAGCUCCACUUCCCCUCCUCCUUCUGACGCCUUGCAGUGGGUGGUGGUUGAGGUAUCUGGGACCCCCAACCAGCUCGAGACCCAUAGGGAGCUGCAUGCCCCUCUCCCAGGGGUGACCUCACUCUCUCCUCUCCACCCCUCGCAGCAGCUCUACCAGAUCCAGCAAGUCACCAUGCCUGCGGGCCAGGACCUCGCCCAGCCCAUGUUCAUCCAGUCAGCCAACCAGCCCUCCGACGGGCAGGCCCCCCAGGUGACCGGCGACUGAGGGCCUGAGCUGGCAAGGCCAAGGACACCCAACACAAUUUUUGCCAUACAGCCCCAGGCGAUGGGCACAGCCUUCCUCCCCAGAGGACCCGGCCGACCUCAGCGCCUCCUGCAGGCUAGGACACUGGUGCACUACGCCCCAUGCCUGGGGGCCGAGAUUCUCCAGCAGAAAGAUGCAAUAUUUUUUGUUUCCUUUUUUUCCAUUUUUUUCUCCAAGGAAUCAAUAUUUCAAUAUGUUGAGUGUGUGUCCAAUGCUAUGAAAUUAAAAUAUUAAAUAACAUAUUUAUGGCAUUUUCUUGAAGAGUGUGGUUGAAGAAAUAUUUCUCCUUUUGUUUUUCUUUUUUUUUGUUUGUUACUGCCACGUCUUUUUAGGAGCAAAUCUCCCCAGGGGUGUACGGUAUUUCUUGACUCUUGGAACAGCUGCUACCCCCAAGACUUGCCAUGUUGUUCUGCCCUCAGAUGGAAUUAGGUGAAUGUGUGUAGCUGCUUUUUCACUCGUGGUCCUCUCCCCAUCCCUUGCUCUGACCCCAGAGCUCUGUGUAUUUGCAUCCAGAGGCCAUGGAAACAUUCCUUGCAUUUAAGAGACAGAUUUAUUCCCCGUGGAGAGUGGGUGGAUUCAUUGCCACACUCUUUUCUCCCAGGGACCCAGGAAUCUAGGACUUUGUGUGUUUGCUGCCCACCUCCCUUUUAUUUUUUAAAUGCAUUAAAAACUGUGCUAGUCUCCCUUGCAUGGACUUCAAGCUGCAUGAAAUGCAAUAAAUCUCAUUUUAGAUAA